Molecule: messenger RNA, 3814 nt
Organism: Monomorium pharaonis (pharaoh ant)
Lineage: Eukaryota; Metazoa; Arthropoda; Insecta; Hymenoptera; Formicidae
Gene: D12
Product: YEATS domain-containing protein 2
Exons: 5
Coding region: 459-3788 (1109 amino acids)
Biological process (GO): regulation of transcription by RNA polymerase II; chromatin remodeling
Cellular component (GO): NuA4 histone acetyltransferase complex
Molecular function (GO): histone binding
Source: RefSeq, a predicted model, not a curated record
UAACCUUUGAUGUUUAGUUGUGUGCCAGAUGGUGCCAGAAGCGGUCGGAGUUUGACGAUGCGGCACGUAUCAAUUUCGACAUUUCGGCAAACUUAUAUGUUAUCUGAUCUUCGUCGACGAGUGCCGGUUUUUUUCUCUAAACUGUUCUUCUCUUGUAAAUGUCGAUCGUUUGUAACGGUGGCAUGAGUGUAACCAUAACGGCUUUAACCUCUUCAAAUAAGUUGUCCAAAAUUUUUCUACAAGUCUUUACAAAAGUGCACAAAAUGCAAUAAAACGUGCGUCUAAGCGUUUUAGGUGAAGGUUCGACAAUGCUUUUGAAUGGCGGAAACAAUUUAUCAAAUAUAACUUCUUUUAUAAUUACAUGUCGAGGAACUAUUGCUGGAUAUCGUCUUGCAUUUUUAAAUGCUAUACUUGUUGAGAUGACUCUUAUUCCUUUGAACAAAGUAUAAACGCGAUAAAUGAGUGCUCCUGAAGAAUCAUUAAAUGAUCAGGAUCCUGAUUAUGUCUCCGCAACCUCCAACGACCAAGUUCGACAGAAGAUUCACGAAACAAAUGCAAGAAACACUACCGCAAAAAAGAUAACUGCAAUAGUGGAGAGGGAGUUCUCAAAGGAAAUUGAUUUGAAGGAGAAAGAAAUUUUGCAAAUACAAGAGAGAUUACAUAAAACCCUAAAGAUUUUUCAUCUGUUGCGUUACUUUAUAAUUACUAACUUCUACAAUCGCAAGCAGUGUCAAAUUCCUCAAGCUGCGGAGACAACGAGACAGACGAGGAUUCAUCCUGCGAUUAAGACCUUGCUUGGCAAGUGUCCCAAAUCUGCUGAGUGUGUAGAUCUCGCGGUGCCAUCGACAUCCACUGAUCCCCGAUUUUUAUAUAACGAUAACGACGAAUCCCUUUCAUCGGGCGUGAACUCAGUGGUGAAUAGCGCAAAGAGCGAGGAAAAUGCGAAGCAAAAUUGCAAUGGCGCAAGGUCGCAAAGCGAGAAACGAAAGGUCGAACCGAACGAGUCUCAACCUCGUAAGGUACCUCGUUACAUACCGCCGAAAAGCAACAUGCCUGAUAAAACAGGUCCAUCCCGCGGAAACAGCCACAAGGUCCGCAAACGCGUCAUCGUCGGUAAUAUUUCCAAAUGGAUUCCAUCGGACUGGCGAGAGGAUGCGUCCAGUCACAAGUGGACGAUGUACGUUCGCGGUGAUCAGGAGAAUGCUAACAUCAGCACUUUUGUCAGUAAGGUGAGAUUCUUUCUGCAUCCCAGUUACCGUCCAAACGACGUCAUCGAGGUUACGUCGUAUCCAUUUCAUCUGUCUAGACGAGGAUGGGGCGAAUUUCCUCUUAGAGUACAGCUGCACUUCAAGAAUACCCUGAACAAGCCCAUGGAUAUAAUUCAUCAUCUUAAAUUAGAUCGCACCUACACAGGACUGCAAACUCUAGGCUCCGAAACUGUGGUCGACGUAUGGAUUCACACGACGGAAUCCUGUAAUUUAGAGCAGAAUAAUAGCGAAAAGUCCAUCGAAUUUUCCGUUAACAGCACUUUUAUAAAGAAAGAACUGAAUGAUGGCAAUAGUUCGGAGUCUAUUGAUAGGCAAAAAGCGAAAGACGCGUCAUGGCUUGGCACGAGCAUUUCUAAGGAAAUUCAAGUGAAGGAGGAGAUAUCCGACUCGAAAGAACACAAACGAUUUAAUUCGUUAUUGGAUUCAGUAAACAAUUUAGAAAGCGUUAGAAUAAAUACUGAAUCUAACGAGAGAACCACUUAUGUAUUCAAUGAGAAACGUGAAAAGGCAGCCACUGUAACGCUAAGCUACUAUAUUGAACAUGAUCAUAAUUAUUCUUGCAGUCAGUAUUCAAACUCUCGACAUUGUACCGUAAGAGAAAGAAACGUGACUGUGGAACAUUUUCCAGAAAAUAAUCGCACGUUAUCUACUAUUGAUUUUCCAAUUGAGAGUGGCGAAAGAAGAUCCGAUAUAACUACCUCGAAUAGAUUUAAUGGUGACAUUCAGUCUUCCAGUAAUCAUCAGCCUUUGGUAUCUUCGAACAUGAUGAACGAUUCGACGCUGGUGAUGUCAAUAAAUACAACAUUCCAAGAGAACGAUAAUCAGAAGCGUCCACUAUCUUCCGAUACGGAUAAAUUUUUACAAACAAAAAACUCGAAGAGAGAUGAUACUUUCAAGAUUUUAGAAGCUACUUCGGCCGGACGCACAGUAAUGCUUAAUGGUGCCCACAAAUCGACCGGUGCCUCGUUUGAUCACUUCGACAGUUUGCAGAAAACCAUUGAUUCUUCGGAAAUCUGCAAUUCGCAUUUAAAACCUUUAGAAAUUGCCAUACCACCGUCGAACAUAUUAACGUCAUCGACUAGCAAGCAUGUACUUCUCUUGAAGUAUAAGAAAUCGAUACCGAUGAAUUUCUCGAGUAUGCUUCCAUCGAAAUCGUCUAACGAAAACUCGAGAAUGUUUAUCGAUGGUGACGUGAGAGUUUCCUCCGUUCCACGGGAGGAUAAUGUCGUGAAGUCGAAUGUUCCAUGGGAGGGUAACGUCGUGAAGUCGAAUGUUCGCGUUUCUCAGGGCGUGAGUAUCCUGAAAAAGCCGCCUAAUAGCAAGCCGAACGUGCAACAGGAAGACACGAUCAACAACAAUAAGAGAACUGCCGUGUUCAAGCUGAAAGGUGCUAACAGUCUUCUACUAAACGUUAACGAGAACGUGCCGAUCCUGAAAAUAGCGGACACGUACAAUUAUCAACGAUACAAUUGCCAACUUCCCGGCAGGCAAGAGUUCGCACUCUCGGAGAAGACGACGGUGCAACGGCCGAAGAUCACGCUGGGCAAGGACAAGUUAAAGAUGCAGAGCAAGAGAGAUCAGUACGAGGCGGUUUUCCGCACGAUCGACGCCGCGAAUAUCGCCGAGCCGGAGGCGCUGAUACGAUUCCUUGUACGCCGAUUGCCGAUCGUCACGCAAGACGCCCACGAUCCCGAGUACAGACAGAUGCAUCCGUAUGCGUGUUGCAGCGAGGAGGAGUACUUGACGUACAAUGUUGGUAAACAACGAGCCAUGGAAUGGUAUCGCGCGAAGACGAUCCGAGAUUUUCUGCAAAUGAAGUUAAUCCCGACUGAUCAGCUGUGGAGUGUCAAGGAGAUUAUAUUGUGGACGAGACUGCACGGCUACACCCCGAGUCGGAGGAGUACCUUCGGGACAGUGCAGCCAGGAACAGCCGGGACAAGCGACACGAGAAAGUUACCCGAUAUCACAUCUACGUCCACCGCGAUCGUGUCUACGUGCACGGAACCAAUUACGUUGCAAAAGUGGCUCGAUACCUGCCAGCAAGAGCCUAAUCAUCGAUCGACGGAUUACACUGAUGACGAAGAGAUCGAUGUCGUGAGCAUCGACGAGAAUUCACAUGGACUCGAUCGGAGAAAAAGCGGCAGUAAUCGGAAUAGCAAUUGUUCAACCGGUUCCACGUUAAUACCGAUUGAACUUGACAAGAAACUACUACCGUUUCACAAUUUCGUGUGCAACACCGCGCGAGAUAUCGGUAUCAAAAUCGGACCAGAAGAGAUUGUCCCUGGCGUUUUGUAUUGUGCAGCUAGUCGCGUAUUAAUGAAGGUUGUUGAGUGUUUUGUAGAAGAUCUCACUCGAGCGUCAUUGGCAAGCGCUUGUGAAAGAAGCAGCGGAAAUGAAUGUCCCGAAGUUAUUACGCUGGGCGACGUCCGUAACGCUCUUAUGAGUCGAGAGGAAUUCGACAUUUUUACGAACGAAGGUCUGGGCUCGAAACAAGAAUUGAAUACAGCGGAGCUAUUGUGACGACAUGCAAGUGUAAUUGCAAGACA